UAUUUUUAUUUUUUCCUCCAGCGCUUUGUUGGGGUCAGUAACCUAUGAGGGAAAAGGGCAGUUAUUUUUCACAAAAGUGGACCAAUGCAACAUACCUGUUCAGUUCUUAAGGACUACCAGAACCUACCAGUGCAGUAUCUCUGCUUUCAAAGGAGACAGAGGGGUCGGUGCCAUAAGAAAUCAAGGGAUUAAAGGAAGACAGGAAGAGGACAACAUCUUCUAUAGUUGCCUUCGACGUAUAUGUAUGCUGAAAAAGUUGUAGAAGAGGGCAAGAUGGGGAACAGGGGGAUCACGCUCACCUGUGUGUUAACCCCUGGCCGGCUGAUGGGGGUGUGUGUUGUGCUGAUUACUUUGGGAGCCAUUGGUGCAGCAGUCUGGGCCAUAGUCACGUAUUGCACUGUGGAGGAAGACACAGGAUACUACGAUGUCCAAGUAAAUUCUGCUGACCAACAUCUCAGAGUCUUCGACUCCACUCAGAAGAGGUGGCGCCAGGUGUGUUCCUCCUCAGCCAAUGAGCUGCUGGCAAGCGUCAGCUGUGAGGAGGUGGGCUUUGUCAGUGUGGUGAAUUACUCGAUCACAUCUGUCCAAGACGUCGGGGGUGACGCUGGAGAGUUCUUCUGUGUCAAAACUGAAGAGCUGAGCCAUGGCAAGAAAAUCAAAGACUCUUUGUUCCCAUGCGACUGUGAGAGCAAGGAGGUUCUCACCUUGUUGUGCCAAGACUGCGGCAGGCGCAGUUUUGCAGAAGACCGCAUAGUUGGUGGCGUGGACGCGAGGCAGGGCAUCUGGCCAUGGCAGGUCAGCCUGCAGUAUGAUGGAGUUCAUCAGUGUGGAGGUUCCAUCAUUUCAGACCGCUGGGUCGUCUCGGCAGCUCACUGCUUCCCCAAGCGUAAUGGCUUUGUCAGCCGCUGGCGUGUGUUGUUGGGCUCUAUCUACAACAAACCAGCCAAUGCCAAUGUGGCGGAAGUGAAAACUAUCGUUUACCACAGCAGCUUUCUGCCCUUUGUGGUCGACAAUAUUGACGACAACAGCAGGGACAUUGCAGUACUGGCUCUUGCUAAGCCCAUCACCUUCAAUGAAUACAUCCAACCCAUUUGCCUGCCAGCGUACGGCCAAAGACUGAUAGACGGACAAAUGGGCACAGUGAUAGGUUGGGGAAGCUUAGGAUAUUCUGGUCAUCAAUCGGACGUUCUAUACGAGGCGAACGUCCCCAUCAUCAGUGAUGCGAUGUGUAAUGCGCCUGAUUACUAUGACAACCAGAUCACUGCCAGUAUGUUCUGCGCUGGCUUUGAGAAGGGAGGCAUAGAUUCCUGCCAGGGAGACAGCGGUGGGCCUUUUAUGGCAGAGGACCGCUUGUCCAAAACCAGCCGAUACCGUUUGCUGGGAGUAGUGAGCUGGGGAAUCGAAUGCGCCACGCCGAAGAGGCCUGGUGUUUACACCAGGGUGUCCCGAUUUCUACCCUGGCUGUCUACUGCCAUGAGGAACUUUAACAACUCACCAGGGAUUCACAAAAUGGCAAGGACAUGACUUUGGCGCCCAUCUUCCUCCACCUGCUUCCCUCACUGAAGAGGAAACAUAAAUGCUCUUAAAGUCCUCUAAUUUCAGUUCCUGAUUUUUUUCACUACCCUGUAUCAUUUAUAUGAUGUUCCUUCGAUUUCUGUAUUCAAAAUGUGUUGUUUCCAACAGCCAAAAGCACAAAGGCAACCCGACCUGGAGGUACUCUCUGCUGCCAUUGCCCACUGUCAUUUUUGCUGCUGUUGCCACAGAAGCGAGACAAUUAAGUGAUGUAAAAGUUGAUGGCUACAAACUGAUUGGUUCUUAAUAUGUAUUUGAUUUUAUCUUGGCCUUUGGAGAGAUCCUGGCUGCAGAAGAUCACUUGUCAGUUUUAUUAUAUUCAGCGGAGUAUACUGCAGAUUGGGAAGAUGUUCUUAGUUUCCUUUCCUCAGAUAUGAAACCAGAGGAUUGUUGGUUGCUUGUGGUAAUCCAACAGAAGCACUUUUGUAAGUCAUUGCUGUAGCUUGAUAUAUUAACAAGGAAAAAUUCAACCUUUGUGGCAUCCUCGGGCUCACAUUCAUUCUAAAAAAUGAAGGUUCUACUUCCGGUGUGGCAAAUUCACAUUUUGGCACGGCCCAAAGUGUACUUAUGAUUUCUCUCGCAGGGCCAUUGACUGUGAACCCAUAUACAUGUUUUAUCAUCUGGUAUUAUUACGUAGGCGGCACGGUGGAUCAGCUGGUAAAGCGUUGGCCUCACAGUUCUGAGGACCUGGGUUCAAUCCCAGACCUGCCUGUGUGGAGUUUGCAUGUCCUCUCCGUGCCUGUGUGGCUUUUCUCCUGGUACUCCGGUUUCCUCCCACACCCCAAAAACAUGCAACAUUAAUUGCAGACUCUAAAUUGCCACUAGGUGGGAUUGUGAGUGUGGCUGUUUGUCUGUAUGUGCCCUGUGAUUGGCAGGCAACCAGUUCAGGGUGUACCCCGCCUCUUGCCCCUUGACAACUGGUAUAGGCUCCGGCACCCCCCGCGACCCUUGUGAGGAUAAGCGGCAAAGAAAAUGGAUGGAUCGAAAAUACUGUACAGUAAAUCAAUUAAUCAACGUUGGACAUUAUUACGUAGACAAAACAAAUUGAUGGAUCACUACCUUUGAAAUCAAGCAGAAUAGUUAGAGAAGUACCAGAAACUGUAAAAACUGUUUUGGUAACAAAAAAAUACCUGCAAUAUUUAUUACAUAUGACAAUUUAAUAUUAUACAACAGAUUUUAGCAAGAAUUCUGGCAGUUAACAUAAAUGAUUUUCUAUUUUGUGGGCCACAUAAACCCAUGUGGUGGGCCAGUUCUGGACCCCCAGCCUUCAGUUUGACACUUGUUCUACAUAU
Messenger RNA from Syngnathoides biaculeatus (alligator pipefish), 2864 nucleotides. RefSeq names its product hepsin (gene hpn). Gene Ontology annotation, molecular function: serine-type endopeptidase activity; serine-type exopeptidase activity. NCBI's taxonomy places the organism in Eukaryota, Metazoa, Chordata, Actinopteri, Syngnathiformes, Syngnathidae. The transcript has 14 exons. Gene Ontology annotation, cellular component: membrane. Gene Ontology annotation, biological process: proteolysis. The record is from RefSeq and is a predicted model, not a curated record. Bases 241 to 1524 code for a protein of 427 amino acids.